AUGUUGGCGGAGCUCAAGGAGCAUCCGCCGGUGUUCGCUGACGGUGGUCAGAUGUUCGUUCUGCAGGGUCUCACUCAGCUAGUAGCGCAGCAUACUUACAGCACCCAUGCUGUCGAGCUGGGGUACGACGAAAUGACUCGGAGCAUGUCACAAGACAUAGGAACUAUAGCGCCUUACGUCGCCCGGAACCCAGAAGAUGACCCGGGAGUCUUGGUUCUCCAUAUGGUACCGCUGGUUGCUCUAGAUCGUUACGUACAUUACCACGCGGCAUAUUACAAUCACCCAGAACGCUUGCAUUCCGCUUGUUUCUCAGGCUUGGUAUCUUGGAAGAUGUCUGGACUAGAGAUGGCUGGCGAAGUGCCUCCUCCCGAGGCGGCUCAUUUCCCGGUAGGACUUGUGCACCGCCGCUUCGAUAUCAAUGGCCCUAGUCAAGUCGCGCUGCGUGGGUUCUUGGGAUUAGAGGAACAACUCGUGCGUCGCAUGACCCAGAUGCUCAUUGCUGAGGAUGCCAUUGAAACUCUUGUACCGCCUGACCACAUUGAGCGUUCCGUGGUCGAACAAAAGUCGUUCAAAUUCUCAAUCUCGGAAGAAAAAUUUCGCGAGUUGUACGAGCGGGCUCUUGACGAGAUAAUGGGCCGAGCGGCAACUGAAGAGGCAUUCAACUACACUUGGAGGACCACCUGUCUCGCUGUCGCAAUGGUAUACGAGACCCACUCACAUGUUGCAAAGCUGAUACCAUCUGCCACGCCGACUUCGUGUAGCCGUGCAUGUGAUGAUCCAGAAACAGCUCACUACGAGAAUCCUCUCGACAGAGGCUGA
Gregarina niphandrodes is the source of this 819-nucleotide messenger RNA. RefSeq lists its product as hypothetical. The transcript has a single exon. Bases 1 to 819 code for a protein of 272 amino acids. The record is from RefSeq and is a predicted model, not a curated record. NCBI's taxonomy places the organism in Eukaryota, Apicomplexa, Conoidasida, Eugregarinorida, Gregarinidae.